Messenger RNA from Fusarium coffeatum, 3519 nucleotides. RefSeq lists its product as uncharacterized. The record is from RefSeq and is a predicted model, not a curated record. The transcript has 2 exons. NCBI's taxonomy places the organism in Eukaryota, Fungi, Ascomycota, Sordariomycetes, Hypocreales, Nectriaceae. Bases 1 to 3519 code for a protein of 1172 amino acids.
AUGGAGACCACAAUGGCACGCUUCAGAAAGCAGGUGCUUGAAUAUUGGGCCGCCUGCAAGAGUAAGAGACGAGUCUUGAAGUGUUCAAUUGCCAGUACCGCUGCCGUCAUCGCCGUCAUGACUCCUCAAGCUGUUGCAGUCCUCGGUCCUGUAACGUUUCUCGCCCCAAUGGCCACUGUGUUUGCUCACCCGGGUCAGAGAAUGGGUCCUAUGAUAGAGGCUGUCAUAUAUGUGUUACUUGGUACAGCGCUCGGUCUCGGCUGGUCUAGCUUGGGUCUCUACUUUUCCAGUCUCAUUGUCGAUGAGAGCCGGCAAGCCGCGUAUGCUAUCCGCGGGAUAUUUCUUGCUCUGGGUGCGAUCUUCCACGGCUACCUAAGAUCGGCGAAACCUCGUCUUUUCUUGGUUGUUGCUUUCACUCUUAUUGACUGCCUAGUUGUGCUACUUGGGAGUCGAGAACGGGUAUCACUGCCCGUUGUUACGAAUGUUGCAUAUCCAACCUUGAUUGGCGUCGGCAUAUCGGUCAUAACAAACCUGGCUAUAUUUCCUGAGCCAUCGAGCAAUUUUCUUGGUGGCGCUGCUGUUAGUGCUCUCCAAGAGACAAAUGACAGUCUCAAGAAAGCUGUAGAGUGGUUCCUCACACCCGGUGGUGACCAAGAUGAAGAACCAAGCACAGAUGAAGCACCAAGCACAGCCGAAGAACUAAGCCAUACCAGUCAUACCAUGACCGCCACGGCUAAGAGCGCGCCUGAUAAACCCAAGCACAAUAAAAGCUGGUUGUCCAAAUGGACAUCUACGCUUCUAGCACCUUUCCGGGCUUCUCAACACCGCCAUCGUACUCCUACUCCUGUCGAGAUCACAACAAUAGGAUACUUGUCGACAGCCAGAAAAAGACUCCUUACUCAGCUUACAUCGUGCAAAACUGCCCAACGAGAAUCUAACUACGAAAUGAGUAUUUCAGUGCUUCCUCCGAGGGCCUUGAAGCCCCUUACCACCUCUCAGAUGAGCAAACUCGUCCAGAACAUUACCAAUAUCAUAGGAGUCUGUGAGAACAAGUCCAUCGUCCUGGAAAAUGACGACGGUUCGGAAGACGACACUACUAUAACAGCUGAUAGCUCCGAUAGUGAGCCAAGUGGAAUUAAGCGCAUGGACACUUUCGAAGAUUAUCAACAGAGACUGGAGUACGCGAAGCCUGCCAGAGAGAUCAAUCUCAGUAACGCUGUUUUGCUUGAGGCUAUGGUUGGCCGUAUCCGUGACCCUGCCCUCGAGUUGAAGGAAUCAAUCCAGAAAGCUACAGAGAAAGUCAUCGACUGUGUCGCCUACUGCUACGAUGUGCAAUCCCUGCCGUCUGCAGAUCCUACUCCUAAGGAUAUAUCUCUGCGCGAUUUGGAUCAAGAUAUCGAUCAAUUUGUGGAGGCUAUCAGCAAUUUUGAUGUCAGUUGUUCGGCAGAGCUUCGCCGGUCGAGAACAGAUGAGAACAACCGGGUCGACUUCAUGCCUCGUCUGGAAACGUUCCUAGUCUCUUCAUUCGUUCUAGGGUUGGCCGAGUCUGCAAACCAUGUUCUAGGGAUGUUACGCCAUGUUCGAAAAGUCGUCGAACAAAGACAAGCGCGGAAUAAUAGGACCACUUUUUGGUUCCCGAAAGCAAUUGACAUGCAGCAAUACUGGAAAACGGGCGGUGAGAGUGAUGGAUUUGUCCUGCCAGGAUUGGCUCGUGAGCAGAAUCGUCAGAGUAAACCAAAGAGCCGAACGCCAGCGGCCGAGAAGGAUACAAAGCAUGCGGCGCCUAAGACCACAGAUGAGGAGAAAGCAAUUCGCUUUGUCGAACCUGGUCCUCGGGGGAAACACAAAAUUGGCACUACAGACAAUCGCAGAAAGGAGAAAUCAAAGGCUGGAGGAAACAGUCGAAUUCUCAGGAUCAGAGGAAAGGCUGCCGACACUAUUGAGUGGAUGCUCGAAUCUCCUCACUUGUCUUACGCCCUUAAGCUCGCAUCCGCCAUCAUUCUUCUGAGCUGGCCAGCUUUGAUUGAUUCUUGGAACCCUUGGUACACGUCUGUCCGUGGUAUCUGGGCCCCCAUGCAAUUAUUUCUAGUUUUUGAAGUUGCUAUAGGGACAUCCGUGUAUGUCUUUGUUCAACGGCUUUGCGGAGUCCUUUUUGGCUGCGUUAUAGGUUUGGCAUCCUACGCGAUUGGGAAUGGUGACCGAGUCUGCAUGAUCUUUGUCCUCAUCGUAGGCAUCGUCCCGUCCUUCUACGUCCAGUUAAAUAAGAAGAAAUAUGUGAAGGCGGCCAUGAUCAGUACAGUUUCCAUGGUCGUAGUUGCACUCUCUGCUGCGAAUGGUAAAGGUACAGCUGUUGAGAUCUUCUACAAACGAUUUACUGCGUUCAUUAUAGGUGGCGUUGUUGCCAUGGCCGUUGAGAUGCUUGUGUUUCCGGUCAGAGCCAGGGAUCGGUUGAUUGAAAUGCUUUCAGAGUCAAUACAGCACGUGCAAAAGAUGCAUGCUGCUAUGGCUGUUGGGCUGGACAGUAUAUCAAAACCCAACUUUAGGGAUCCUGACAUUGCUAAACGCUUCAACUAUGCAAGAUCCAAAGCUCAGGAAGCACUGGUUUUAGCAGAGACAUUCCUCCCAAUGUGUUCUAGUGAACCACGUCUUAAGGCGGAUUUCCGGCCUCUUAAACCUAUUUACAGGGAGAUCAUCAUCGUGCUACGCCAGAUAGUUGAGAAGAUGGACAACAAUUUUUCACUUCGCAAGGAGUAUGGUUCUUCAAUAUUAGAAGACUUACACGCUCAAGUGCGUAUACAUCGGCGCAAGGUGGCCGCCUGUAUUGAAUUCAACCUUUACUCGGUCCACCAAGCACUUGUCACUCGGCAACCUCUGCCACAAUUCAUGCCCUCCUCUCGAGCCGCACAUUUUCAACUCAUUAGUCGCGUUCGAAAAGUUCUUGAUGAACGAAGUGGCACACAAACGCCAGCGGGUGGAGUGCCAAGUGCCUCCAGCGAGAUUGGCGAUCUAGGCGAAGAGGUAGCAAGGCUGAUUGUCCAAAAGCGAGCCCUCUCGUGGAACGCCAGUACUUUUGGCCAAGGAGAGAUCAUUGAAUAUCUCGAAGAGCUUGUGGAACUGACCAAAAUUAUUGUGGGUGUGAAUGCUUUCCGAAGUGGUCUACUUGAAAGAGCAGCGCCCUACAGCACGUACAAACAGCGGUCUCGUCUGAAUCGCAUCCCUCUGCCCCGCCAGCGUACAGCAGAUAGCGGUGGUUCUGAUGGUUCUCUACGACAAGUCCCGACAGUCUCUUCAGUGCUCGCUCCGACAGAGAGUAGAGCUACUGGCCUUCAGCGUACACAAACAAUACGCCGAGGCAGUCUUACAAAGCGGCGGUCGCAUCCGAAGGAAGAGAAGGGGAAUGCGGAGAGCGAUAGUGAGGAGGAUAUCCCCGUGAGUCUGCAGAGAGUUGGGACCAGAUUGUGUGAAAACAACGCAAUCAUGCGGAGGCGGGCUAUUGCUAUGAGCAAGGAGGGCAGCUAG